Molecule: messenger RNA, 714 nt
Organism: Symsagittifera roscoffensis
Lineage: Eukaryota; Metazoa; Xenacoelomorpha; Acoela; Convolutidae
Product: solute carrier family 22 member 1-like
Exons: 2
Coding region: 1-714 (237 amino acids)
Biological process (GO): transmembrane transport
Cellular component (GO): membrane
Molecular function (GO): transmembrane transporter activity
Source: RefSeq, a predicted model, not a curated record
AUGAUAUCACCCGCCUUCUACCGGCUCAGAGUGCCCUAUACUUGUCGUGACCAGGAUGAAAACAUGUCGCCAGAUUCGACUGAAAAAGUGCAAACAUCACUGGACCAACCGGCCACAUUUGACAACAGUGACACUUGUUCGGACAAGGAUUUCAACUACUCAGCAAUAGACGGAAAAACUUCAAUCCACCAAUCAUUCGACCUAGUUUGUGAAGACGAAAUCUACCUGAUGUUCCAUGGCGGCGCGUACUUUCUCCGAAUGUGCUUCGGAUCCGUUCUCGGCGGCUACCUCAGCGACAAAAUGGGAAGGAAGAAGUUUUUUCAACUUUCUUGUAUCUUUGGGCUAACUUUGUCAACCUGGAUAGCUUUCAGUGAGUCUUUUAUUGUCCAUUUGAUCUGCUUCUGUGCUGUCAGCGCUUUCGAAAUAGGCUCAUUCAUCUCAAUGUUCGCCCUACUUGUCGAAGCCGGAUCAGCCAACACCCGGUUUGCAGCAUCUUUACUUUGUCGUCUAUCUUUCACAGUUGGCGUUCCCCUAUGCGCGCCUCUGGCACUGAUUUUUGAAAACUGGCGACAUCUAGUUCUGGCAAUCUCGUGUCUCAUCUUUCUCGGGCUGUUUACUUCUCUGUUUACAGACGAAAGCCCGCGUUGGUUAUGGGCCGAAGGAAGAUACGACCUAUCGACUCAAAAACGAAUCUGUUCCACUCGAAACCGAUAA